AUACUAAGGGCUGCCCAAUCCGCGCCAGCGAUACCAUUACACAGACUUUGCCGAGGAAUAUCUAGCAAUCCUAGCUACAUCUGUAGGUGGUUUAACAAGGUGAAAAUGUUCACCAAGACGUUGAUAUUGAUAUAUGUAUAUAUACGUAAAUGUUGUCUAUACUGUACUUAGACGGCGAAAUUUUUCACUUAGCAUAUCAUUUGAAUAACAACGGACUAUUGAGAGUACCACGUGCUUUCAUUGUCGUGUAUUGAUGUGGUACAUGCAGUGUCAAUAAUGCAGUAGAUGAGAGCGUAAAGCUACAGGUUAUAUUAUGACCUAGACGAUAUCGCGGAUCUUAUCGUUCAAUGAUUACUACCUACGUUUAAUGGAAAGCUAUUUGAAUGUGUUGUGUCAUGAAACAUCAACUAUGACCAGAGGUGAUUCGUUCCACAAUAGGCUUAUAAAAGAUAGAUGAUGCCAUGUCGAAGUCUGACCUGUGCCGCUUUCUUCCUGCAAACUGAAACAAGAAAGAAAUGGGAUCAGGAUUCAGUUCCGUGUGUUCGAGCAACAGGUCUGUUGUCAUAUCCAACAGUGUGCGCAAAGUAAGAGAUCGGGGUAGUGUGCCGUCUAUACGGGCGGCACCAGACCAUCAUCUCCCUCGUGUCCCAGGCAAACUUCGACCCUGUAUUUCUAAAGAUUCUGGUAUAGUAGAAAACGAAAUUCCACAUGGACAAAGCACAGACUUUUCUAGAUCAGACAGUGAUCUGAACAUUCGAGAAGACGCCGAUGAAUCAAACGAUUCUGAUGAGACGGUUUAUUCUGAAAAAGAUUCUGUGCAUACAUCUAGACCACAUUCAUGUCGUUUGGGCGACCGUCGGAAAUCGCAAAAAAUAAAGGAAAGUGGCGACUCUUUAGUCGCAGAGGACAGGCUGGUUCAGUAUUUACGGGCAAGUCGUAGUUUGGGUACCGAGGGUGACUUUGAUGAAAAUUUUCCCAGUAGUCGAGUCGGAGACGACGACGACGAUGAUGACGGCGACGAAGAUAGUUUUUACGGAAGUUGUAACAAAAAUAGAAAGAAUUAUAGUAGAAGUUCUCAUAAACGAAAGAGUUCAUCGAGAUUACGAAGUGGUAGGAGUGUAAGUAAACGAAGCAGCACCACAACCGGAAGUUACGUUGAUAGUGAUUCAGAUUCAGAAAAUUAUAGUGAUUCGGAUUUUUGGACAAUUCCGGACGAAACGGGAAUGCCAAGUAAAAAAUCCGAUGAUAGGAAUAGAAAAGGAUGGGUCACACACGAAGACCGGAAGUCUUACGAUAACUAUUCCUCUUCCGGUUCCAUGACUCCAACUCCAAGGUCCAGUCAAAGUCAAACGCUUGAUUACUACAGAAUCGUAAGUGACAGUUACAAGCGUUAUGGUGCAAAUCUUCACAAGAAAGCCAGCGAACGCUCCAUAUCCAGUAUUAUACUAAUGCCGAUUGCUGACUUGCGUACUCCCACUAACAUGGAAUGGUAUAAUGAGCCAUCUAACAGCUUGCCUACCCACCUCCAAAGGAGAAUGGACGACUUAGUGGAAGCAUUCCUAGAUGCCUUACAAGACCGCCACGAACACGGAGACCUAAGUCAGUCAGAAUACGAGAUUAUCAUGAGGAAUCUACGUCAUCAACUCGUCGAUUUCGUGUUCACGUGUAUUGCUAAUGAUAUUACCCCCCGCGUUGAAAUCCAGGCAAAUACACAGACAUUGUUUUCUGAUUCUGGUUCAACUGGAAAUUCCCCUUGGACUGUGGAAAUACAACUAAAACCAUCCGACGAGGAGAUUCUCCAAACAUCUGAAAAACAACUUGCCCGAAAACUUGUGCAGAAGGGAUCGAAGAUCACUCGUGACGACAUAGCUAUUCUACUUGGUGACCACUUGAGGACAAUUGAACAGUUACAGCACGUGCGUGAUUCUGGUCGUCUGCAGCAAACUGAUGGUGUAGAGGACAAACAUCGUCUUGCAUCAGCGCCAUCUCCUCGAAAAGGCUCUGCAAACAUGAGUUCAAAGAGGAAGAAAGUUCCCAGUAGUGCCCCCAACAAGUCGAGUCGGUCUGAGAAGGGGCGAACAGGUGGUAGCCAUAACGUCCUCACCAACUGUCUGCGUCCUCAAGCCAAGGAUGACGACCUUCCUGGGAGGGUUAAGGUAUGCACUGUCAGUGGAGGGUUCAGCAACGAGGAGGAUAGUGACAGCACCAUCGAGAACCUCUCCGACUCUGAGAAAACACGGUCAUUCAGGAAAAGUGCAUCUCUUGAUGAGAAACGAUUACGCCAGAGCAAACAUUUCGAUCAGGCACUUGACGAGAAUGAACUGUCUCAGAGAGUGAGCCGACAGAUAUGGGAUCAGUGGCGAACACUGCCUGAAGAGGAUUUCAGCCUCCUCAUCUCGGACAGUAGAGACUGCUUCAUCCAAACAUAUGGCCAGUACCUAGAAGAGCCUUCCAAGGUACAAAACCCGAAGAACCUUUCUACCAAGCCACCUCUUCACCCAGUUAAGCCCCCCUCAUCUGCCUCUCCAACGAAUCCAAGGUCACUAGAGUCAAGGUCAACCGAAGGAUGUAUCGAUAUAGCUAAUGAGCUGGGGCUACUUGACAAGACAUUCAUACAGAAUGUACAAGCACAAUUAGCUAAAGAUGCAAUAUCGAAGGAAUCCUUGGAAUCGCUAGUGCUUGAACACAUGAGGAAAACAUCUGUCAUCCGAGUUCAGGCCAUCACCGUAGGCCCAGCCCCGCUGACUCGAACAAGAAGUCUCAACGAUGCUGUGGAAGGAUAUAGGAGCCAAAACUCAUCCGCUGGAAGUACUCUCAGUCGGAAGAGUGAACCUGAUUUCCGGAGGUACACACUUUCCUCUCCGGAGUAUGAGGAUUUGUGGGGGUCCAACGAUAAACUCAACAAUAACCGGGUGAGCUCCGCGCGUAGAAAUGCACCACGUGCUGUGACGUCAAGGCGGCGGUCAGGGCAAACUCAGGUGCAUGGUCUUUCUCAUAUGGAGCCUCUUUCUGAGGGUGUGGAAGAAAACUCAAUGCCAAAGGUGGAGGAGAUCGAGGGCAAGUUGAGCGUGAAGAGUCGGCCAGAUAGUGGUAUAGCUGUGAGUAUGUCCUCUGGAAGUUACUCCAGUUACUCAAGUUCAGAGGUCGCCAAGGAAACGGACGAUAUCGAUGAAGCCUGCAUCACGGAGUCUUCCGAAAUGAGAGAUAGGCUUGGGAAGGUCAAUGCCGACUUACAUAACGAUAUGAAGAGUCUAGCCGCUGCCAUUACGAAGGGCCUGACGUCACAACAGCACAAGGCGCAUGCUUUGUACUAUUGGCUGACAAACCUCGGUAUCGCUAAAUAUGCCAGGUCUAACAAAGGGAAGAACACCCCUUCAGGGAAACUAAAGCAGCUAGUGGACAAGAAAAUAUCUUACGCCCAGCUGUAUAUUGACCUGUGCAAGGCGACUGGACUUAAGUGUGAAAAGAUAGACGGCUAUGUAAAAAACAAAGAUUUCUUGCCGGGAAACACAGUUCAAACUUCCAAGUGUCAGCAUACAUGGAACGCCAUCCACAUUGAUGGCCAAUAUAGAUUCGUAGAUCCAGCGUAUGGAGCAAGACGAGAGAAGUUCUUCAUGGACCACUACUUUCUUACAUCACCAGAUGAACUCAUCUUAUCACACUUUCCAAAAGACAAGAAAUGGCAUUUAAUGAACAACCACAUAUCUCUAGAUGUAUUCGAAGAAACAGUUAAGACCUGGCCUGCUAUGUUCCACUUUAACAUCCGUCCAUUAAACAUGAAAGCUGUGAUAAGGACAUAUGACGGUAAAUUGAGUAUCACUGUGUUGCUGCAGAAUGUGGCCGUUAUUCCGCAGCUCGACUACUCCGGCCCAGGCCCCGAGAUCGACUCCGACUCCCUGGUAGAUUGUAUUGACGAAGAAAUACGAGACAAUGAAAAUGCGGAGACGUUCCAUAUCUCCCUUCCUAGGGAGGGGAACUAUUACUUCACACUCCUCGGACAUGUACUUGAAGACGAGGUUGAUGUGCCCGUGUUUCAGUAUCGAAUCGAAUACACAGACGAAUUGUUAUGAGACAUUGUUUUGUGCUUUUCUUGCGAAUGGCUCGAGUGAGUUUCUUGAACAAUUGGUAUACAGCUCAAUCUGUGUUUCUAAAGUUUGUAGGGACUGCAACAGCUAAAUGUCACUGCAGUUAAUAUUCAAGGCGACAAAUAUGUAUAAAAUACAUCGGCAGUCAGCCACUACGCCUAGCAUUAUCUCAUACGAACAGUCAGUGAUUAAUAGCGUAAUGGGUUGGUAGGUUGUUAUGAAGAAUCAACGUAAAGAAAAACUUGCAUCUGCGUCCUUAAGUCUAAAAGCAGAUAUGUAAUGGUAAGGUUGCUUCAUUGGGGAUAAUUUAUUGGAGACUUGUUUUGUAUAGGGUACCCUGAUAUUAAGAUCGCCAGUAAAGAGGUAUGUUUUUCAAUGAAGCUUAUGAAACAAUAUUGAUUGUUUGAAAGUCUCUGAAUCCGUCGGUUUCCUUCCAUUGUUAUCGCAUUCCCUUUAUAGGUGUUUGGCGAUGAUUGUGAGAUGAUGUUUUAUAAAUAGAGGUGUGCUCAUCGUAUAAUCAUGUAGACCUAGUCUCAAUCAUCAUCAUCAUCAUCAUCAUCAUCAUCAUCAAAGUUAUUUUCGCGAAUACUUAAGAUAUAUUCUCGACAAUACAUUAGUAUUUUGCUAGUAUAUUUUUACAUCAAUACAUACAUAAAGACUAAGAUGGCUUCUAAUUCAGGUGCAUUGUCAAGCUGAUGCAGCUGUUGCAGUUGCUACUGGUUACUGAUAAAGCAGGUUUUCAGACGGGCAAUAUAUCUCUGAAAGUAGUAUUGCUUUCAGUAUUUCUUGGUUUUCACAAUUCAUACUUAUUGUCACAACAUGUUAGAUGCCAUAAGAUAUGAAAGUUUUGAAUGAUUGGAUUGAAUGAGAGUAGGCAUGUUUGUAUUUAUUAUUGUUAUAUAUGAUAUCAAAGUGCUAAACGAAAACAAAUCUAUUGCAAGAAAGUGAGAGCCGAACGUUUUUGCGCCUGUGCGUAUUUGGUGCCAUGCAAUUUCAUUAUUUCUUACUAUGUUCAUAUCAUUCACUUGAAUACCCGUAUAAAAGGUCAGAGGUCGCGCAGUGCUAAUUCCAUAUGAAUGUUAUAAUAUGUAUUAGCUGAGUGAAAUUUUGAAAUUUGAAAUUUUCACUGUGCUAUUGAAUUCGUCGAUCUACCACACCUCGAAUGCCAUGAAAAUUGCACAGUUGCGAUAAUGAAGCUAUAUACAGUAUCAGGGAUGAACUUGUUGUCGUUGAAUCAGAAUACCAAUUCAGUAUUGUUCAAUAUUAUCAAUGUGUCAUUAUUAUGAAUUUUGUUUCGUUAAUGAUGAUUUUCAGUUUAAAAGUUGAAAUCGUGUUAGUUUUAUUUUUCAACUUUGAUGCAACCAUGAGAAAUUCUCGGGGUUUUUUUUUUGGUUUUUUUUUUUGUGUAAAUAUAAAUGAUAAUUUAAAAGUUAAAUGCACAAAGAUGGAAAUUCAUUAAAUAUAUAGUUUCAUUUGAAUUGAUCAAUUAAACACCAAUGCAAAUGAAAUUUCUGUUAUCUGAAAUGAAUAUAUUGUGAUUCUAUGUAAGACACAUUACAAACCACCUUUGUACAAAUUAAUUGUUCACGUGUGAAAUCGAAUUAAUUGUCAUACAAACAAACACAUAUAUAAAUCAUAUCACUACACCAUUGUUUGCAUGCUCAAAACAUAUACCUCGUAUAUCCUGUUUUUGGAUGAAAAUUCAUAAUCAAAUUAUUAAAUCUAAUCUGUUAUUUCUGUUUGAAGUCUAACAUAACGUUUUGCUUUAAUAUAUACCUACUUGUUAUAUCAUACAGUUUUUUAGUUUAAAUGGUCCCAUUUUAUUUGUUAUCUCGUGUUGGAAAGAAUAGGAUGUAUAUGUCAUAAGGGCCCUAUCUGGAAUUAAAAGCAACAUCCCUUCUAUAAAUAAACCUCGUUUCUCCAUUCUAGCUCAAAACCAGUCUUAAAUAAAUUUUGAACUUCCCGAAUUCUACAUCGUAUUGUUGAGUUUAAUCUAUCUACACCAAAUUUUAAUUCCUUCUAUCUGAAAACAUACCCUAAUCUUGACUACUCUCUUCUCUCUAAACAAACUUCUUUUAUUAAAUUAAGUAACUGAGUUGUCUUUGAAAGGUCCUUGGUAAGAAAUAAGAAAAUGAGGUGUUGUGCACAGAUAAAUUCCAAGCAUGAUCAAAACUAGGUAAAAACCCUCUAGGUCUUGAAAAAUAUCAGGAAUUCCAAAAGAAGAAUCUGGUACGUUUGCAAUCGUUGUCUAUCUAGCGUUACAAAGUUUUCUAAACGAAAUUUCAGAUUCUAUGCUAGCAAUUUUGCGGAAGGUUUAUGAGUUUGGAAAUAUGCAAACAGUACAGUAUUCAAUAUAAAUCUAAUCUACAAUCAAAUAAUCAACACGAAAAUGCAAUCAAAUUACCCAGAAUUGUGAUCGAUGAUUGACGUAACCUAUGUAGAAUGUUUGGUGCAUUUGUGUUGUUGGGACAUCCGUCUGAGUUUUAAAGUUGAAUGUUAUGAAAGAAAACAAUUUAUUUUGUGUUCUAGAAAUAAUCUUUGGUCAUUUUAACAUUGUCCUUGCUUCAGAAAAUAUCAAUGUAUCACCAUCACCAUAAAAAAACCAUGAUUAUAUUAUGAUAUGCGACUUUGAUAUUUGAAAUAUAUUCAAUAAAUUUGUUUUCAAAUAGCAACAUUUGUCCCAAGGCGAGAAAUCAAGCAGGGUGUUACAAUGAAGAUGACCUUAGAUUAUUCAGAAUACAAAUAGGGAUCGUCCUCAUAAGCUGUGAUACACGUGUUAAAUAUUUAAGCAUACUAUUUAUUGUACAUAAAUUAUAUUUAUGAUAUAAAUUAUGUUGUUGCUUUAAUAAACAUUAUUUUGUGUAAAAUUGA
Pecten maximus is the source of this 6956-nucleotide messenger RNA. RefSeq lists its product as uncharacterized. The transcript is spliced from 12 exons. The coding region runs from base 516 to 4070 and encodes 1184 amino acids. Lineage: Eukaryota; Metazoa; Mollusca; Bivalvia; Pectinida; Pectinidae. The record is from RefSeq and is a predicted model, not a curated record.